This is a messenger RNA of Blepharisma stoltei, 1225 nucleotides long. Lineage: Eukaryota; Ciliophora; Heterotrichea; Heterotrichida; Blepharismidae. The record is from the annotation of a GenBank genome assembly.
AUGCACCUAUCUUACUGUUCGUUUAGAAAUAAAAAAGAAUUUGAAGGGAGUCUACUUGACCACUAUCAAGUAAUUAAAACUGUGGGUCAUGGAGCUACUUCAAAAGUAAAGCUUGUGCAAGACCCUACUACUGAACAACUUUAUGCAGCCAAAAUUUUUAUACUGAGAUAGACUAAUAUAGAAUAAUCCAAAAGAUAAUUAAAAUUAAAGGAAUUUAAUAAAAAAAGGAUAAAAUUUCACAUAAUAAUUUUUUAGAGCAAAGAAACCUUUUACUGACAGAAAUUGAAUGCGUUGGAAGAAUCAGACAUAAAUCUGUCAUAAAAAUUUUUUCGCACCAUGAAAACGGAAACUACUACACAAAAAACGGUCAUACGAGCUAUAGAUGCAUGUAUAUUCUGAUGGAGUAUUGCAGCAAUGGCGAACUUUAUGAUCUUAUAAAAGCUAAAGGCAAUUUUUCAGAAACUGUUACAAGAUUCUUUUUCCAACAAAUAAUAGACGUAAUCGACUUUCUAGACUUUUAUAUUAAAAUUUGAUAAUUUCUUCUUUUAUAGGCUUUUUUUUAAAAAAAAUUGGAAAAAAUCAUAGAGCCGCAAUCGAAGCUUGUCACAAAGCAGGCGUUUACCAUGGCGACUUAAAGCCUGAAAAUAUUCUUUUUGAUGACCAAUUUAAUCUGCGGCUCGCCGAUUUUGGGUCAUCAGAUUAUAAUAAUAUCAGCAACCUACACGAAUACAAAGGAACAGAAUGCUAUAUGCCUCCUGAAAUAAGGCAGCAUUUAGCUUACAGUGGGGAAACCUCUGAUAUUUUUGUUGCUGGAAUUAUUUUGUUUAUUAUGUUUGUAGGAGUUCCACCUUUUAAUUUUGCUGAUUUAAAUGAUCACUUUUUUAGGUGCCUGGCUAGCGAAGACACAUCUAUAAUGUUUUGGAAGUAUUUUCAAAGAAGACACCCUGAGGUGGAGUUUACAGAUGAGUUUAUGGAUUUAUCCUGUAAUAAUUUGAAUAUUAAAAUGAUUUUCAUUUAUAUGUAAGCGAAUUUUCAUUAAAAUAAAUAUUUUUGCUUUUCUUAUUUGCCUCUGAUUUAUCAAAUAAAUAUAAUAGAGAAAAUGUUGAAAGCUGAUCCAGGCCAGAGAAUUAAAAUUAGCGAUAUAAAAGAAGACCCGUGGUAUAAUGGAAAGGUGCCACUGCCGACUGAAAUCGUUGAUUUUAUGACUAAGGACCUAGAAGACUAA